UCUCUCUUCUUUCUUCUGACUUGACAAUGGCGGUCGGUGAGGUUAUGAGGAUGGAGAUUCCCGCCGGUGGAGAGUUGACAGUUACUACUCCGGAGUUGCAUGUUCUUGCCGUCGACGAUAGUAUCGUGGAUCGUAAAGUCAUCGAGAGGUUGCUUCGAAUCUCUUCUUGUAAAGUGACGACUGUGGAGAGUGGGACUAGGGCUUUGCAGUAUCUUGGCUUAGAUGGAGGCAAAGGAGCUUCUAAUCUUAAGGAGGUGAAUUUGAUAGUAACGGAUUACUCAAUGCCAGGACUAACAGGAUAUGAUCUCCUCAAGAAGAUUAAGGAAUCUUCAGCGUUCAGAGAAGUACCAGUAGUGAUUAUGUCAUCUGAGAACAUCUUGCCUCGUAUAGAAGAAUGUCUCAAGGAAGGAGCAGAGGAAUUCCUGUUGAAACCGGUGAAGCUAGCAGAUGUUAAGCGAAUAAAACAACUUAUAAUGAGAAAUGAAGCUGAGGAAUGCAAAACCUUAAGCCAUUCUAACAAAAGAAAGCUUCAAGAAGACUGUGAUACAUCAUCAUCAUCAUCAUCAUCAUCAAGUCAUGAUGAUUCUUCUGUCAAGGACACUCCAUCUUCUAAACGGAUGAAAUCAGAAUCUGAAAACCUUUCUUCUCUAUUUUGAAAUAUAUAUAUAUAUAGAGGCUAAGACCUUUGCUAACACUUUUUGUUAAUAUUCCUCAUCUAAGUAUUUUGUUCAUUCGUUUUUUGUUUUGGGGUUAAUACAUAGACAAUGUUUAA
Messenger RNA from Arabidopsis arenosa, 772 nucleotides. Lineage: Eukaryota; Viridiplantae; Streptophyta; Magnoliopsida; Brassicales; Brassicaceae. The record is from the annotation of a GenBank genome assembly.